Molecule: messenger RNA, 930 nt
Organism: Magnusiomyces paraingens
Lineage: Eukaryota; Fungi; Ascomycota; Dipodascomycetes; Dipodascales; Dipodascaceae
Exons: 2
Coding region: 1-930 (309 amino acids)
Biological process (GO): phosphorylation
Molecular function (GO): kinase activity; phosphotransferase activity, carboxyl group as acceptor
Source: RefSeq, a predicted model, not a curated record
AUGUCUUAUCAUGGAAACACUAUAGGACUCAAUGAAGGUUCCUCAUCCUUCGAGUCAGCCAGCACUAUUCUUUAUCCUACGUUUAGCGAUCUAUCUGUUAAUCUUCAAAUGGAACUUGCCAAGAGUUCUGGUUACACUGUCAGACAACUAAUCAUUGCCAAUAUCCCAGUUUGCUUCGAAGCAUGUGAGAUUGAAUUGAAAGCCAUCGAAGAACUGACUGCUUCUCUUAGAAAGUCAAACUUUAAAGCCAGCCCUCCUUCAUCUCAAAAGAAAGAAGAUCUUAUUAUACAAAUUGGCAGCUGUGGACGAAGGUUUUGGAACAAUUAUAUCUAUAAACCGAUUGCUGGUCCUAAGGCCAUUCAACUUGGCUAUGUUUUCAAGUUUGAGAAGGCUCUUGAUGAACUACUCAGAGUUUAUAUUAAUAAAACUACGCCUCCGGUUAACCUCGCUGCGGCUCAGAAGGCCUGGGUGGACACCACGCCCAAUAUUCUAAAAGUUAUAUCUCAAAAUGCGGAGUUGGCGCGGGAACGCGCCGAAGGUGUCCGGUAUAUACCGGGCAAAAGAAUGGCCCCUAUGGAUCCCGAAAAGUUAGACACUGUUGAGCUGGGGGAAUCACUCACAUUUUUUCAACGUCUUAAUCAAAUUGCUUUGCACGUAUCCCCAAAUCCCGAGUUCAACAUUGUGUUUGCAAUGACGCAAGCUCUCUCAGUAGGUAUUUCAAGUCCUAAUUUUUUCGACGGACUUACCAGCGGUGAAGUUAAGACCGAAGUACGGUCAGUCCUUAAUGAAGCUUCCAAGUGGGCCUCCUUAAUGGAGGGGUACUUUUACAACAAUCCAGGUGGCUCGUUUCAUCGCGACAUUCUCUUAACUGUGCUUAAUAAUGACAAAGUGUCAGCAGCUGCUCGUGAAGAUCCUGAGAGUCAUCUUUGA